UUUCGAACCAAAAACGUCAGAAUAACAAUUUUUUUCAAUCAUCAUCAUCAUGAAAUUGCCACUCUAUCUCGCAGUAAUUACAUGUCUUACCGUGCAUCACAUCUCUGCCCAAGAGGCCAAUGCGGGCACACCAGAUACUGCGCCAGCGGCGUCUAUUCCGGCCGGCGUCACACCUGCUGCUACUGAUCUACCUGGUGCGGCUGCUAGCCCGGACGUCAACGGAUGGUCUUCUUUAGCGACAGGAGCUACACCUACGCCUAAUGCGGCGAGUUCAUCUGACGUUGAUACAGCGGCCACUCCGACGCUUGAUGCAUCCGCCGAUGUUACACCCACCAAUUCGGCUUCACUCGAUGAUGAAUCGUCCACAACCAGGUCCCCCAGUGGUCUCUCAACCGGUGUUGCUAGUGCCUCGUUGGCGUCUGGUUCUUCUGGUUUGGCUUCAGGCACUCCAUUGGCGAGCGGAUCCAAUUCCGUUGCGGCCAUCCCACCACGUUCUUCGGUCGCUGUGGCGGCUAGCUCUGUAGCGGCUUUACCACCCAAGAAUAGUGUUGCUGCUGUUCCACCUCGCGUUCCUGCUCCCUCUUCCGAAGGAUCACAGGUAUCAUUAAUGUCGUCUACCGCGUUUGCUUUCACCAUGAUGAUGAUGGGUGUAUGGUAUACCUUGUAAUUUGCCUAGUCUAGUAUUCUUAUAAACAUAUAUUUUCUAUUUUUACAUACACACAUUGUUUACCAAGAUAAGAAACUAGGUGGAGGAUCAAAGGAUCGCCUUUGUUGGUUCUUUUCUUUUAAUUUUUAUUGUUGUGUAAUGCAAAAUGUACAAAAGGGAAAAAAGAAAAUAUUUCACUUGGAUAGAUUGGGUUAUCCCAAGUGGGAAUCGCGGCUAAAAAUAACCUUUUUUUUUUUUC
Messenger RNA from Radiomyces spectabilis, 905 nucleotides. RefSeq lists its product as uncharacterized. Lineage: Eukaryota; Fungi; Mucoromycota; Mucoromycetes; Mucorales; Radiomycetaceae. The transcript is spliced from 3 exons. The record is from RefSeq and is a predicted model, not a curated record. Bases 50 to 667 code for a protein of 205 amino acids.